AUGGAGGCCAAGGCUGCAACCAUUGUGUUACUCUUGCUCCUCCUCACCCUUGGUGGUGAGGCCGGCAGCAGGAUAUGCCAUGAUCAUAGCCAAACCUUCAGAGGCAUAUGCGUCCAGCCCACGAACUGCAUCGCUUGCUGCACCAACGAGGAUUACACCGGCGGAUACUGCACCACCGUCACACGCAGAUGCAUGUGCACCAAGCCGUGUGGAGGGGACAGCCCGCCUGAUGAUCCGCCGGCGAGGGCCUGA
Messenger RNA from Oryza brachyantha (malo sina), 252 nucleotides. RefSeq names its product defensin NsD7-like. Bases 1 to 252 code for a protein of 83 amino acids. NCBI's taxonomy places the organism in Eukaryota, Viridiplantae, Streptophyta, Magnoliopsida, Poales, Poaceae. The record is from RefSeq and is a predicted model, not a curated record. The transcript is spliced from 2 exons. Gene Ontology annotation, biological process: defense response.